Equus quagga is the source of this 3592-nucleotide messenger RNA. RefSeq names its product T-box transcription factor 4 (gene TBX4). Gene Ontology annotation, cellular component: nucleus. The record is from RefSeq and is a predicted model, not a curated record. Gene Ontology annotation, biological process: cell fate specification; regulation of transcription by RNA polymerase II; positive regulation of DNA-templated transcription. Gene Ontology annotation, molecular function: DNA-binding transcription factor activity, RNA polymerase II-specific; RNA polymerase II cis-regulatory region sequence-specific DNA binding. The transcript is spliced from 9 exons. Bases 625 to 2280 code for a protein of 551 amino acids. Lineage: Eukaryota; Metazoa; Chordata; Mammalia; Perissodactyla; Equidae.
GCCCGCUGGAGAGCCGCCGUCAGGAGGUGGCCCCGGCCCCGCCAGGUCCGGCCUGGAGCGCCCCAGGGUGCUCGCCGCUCCGGCGCUCCGGGCGUGCCGUCCUGGUUGUCGAGCCUCGGGUGGGGGCCGCGCGGCGCGGCCAGGCCGCUCGCCUUCUCUUCCCGCCCCUCUAAUCUAAACCAUGCGGGGCGCCCAGCCCAGCCCGGCCGGCGGGGCCCGAGGGCCGCGGGGAGGGCUCGGGCCGCGCGGUGGGCGAGCGGGCGGCCAGCUCAGGGCUCGGGGUCCUGGGCCUGAGGAGCCGGGGGACCCUAGAACCCCCCUCCCCGGGGGGCGGCGGGCGCGGACUGAUUGACAGCGGCGACGUCAGCGCGGGGGGGGGGGGGGGGGGGCGGCCCCGGAGGGAGGGAGGGAAGAGGAGGGAGCUGAGGCCCCAAAGUGAAGCCUCGGAGAUCAAGGGCCCGCUCCACAGCCGGGAUGUGUCCGGCCCCGAGGGCGCGGCGGGCAGCGGGACCCUGACCCAGCGGGCCCGAGUCGGAGCCCCGGCUGUCCCGUGCUCCUCGGACCCGAGCCUGCAGUGGACCUCGGGCCGCAGGCGCCUCCGCAUGCGGCAGCGCAGUUAGGGAGAUGCUGCAGGAUAAGGGCCUGUCGGAGAGCGAAGAGGCCUUCCGGGCCCCGGGCUCAGCGCUCGGCGAGGCCACCGCCGCCACCGCCGCCAGCGCCCCGGAGCCCGCACUGGCUGCACCGGGCCUCAGCGGAGCCGCGCUCGGCAGCCCUCCGGGCCCCGGCGCCGACGUCGCCGCUGCCGCCGUCGCCGAGCAGACCAUCGAGAACAUCAAGGUGGGCCUGCAUGAGAAAGAGCUCUGGAAGAAGUUCCACGAGGCGGGCACCGAGAUGAUCAUCACCAAGGCGGGCAGGAGGAUGUUCCCCAGCUACAAGGUAAAAGUCACAGGCAUGAACCCCAAGACCAAGUACAUCCUGCUGAUCGACAUCGUCCCUGCGGAUGACCACCGCUACAAGUUCUGUGACAACAAAUGGAUGGUGGCGGGGAAGGCUGAGCCCGCCAUGCCAGGAAGGCUCUAUGUCCACCCGGAUUCUCCUGCCACUGGUGCCCACUGGAUGCGGCAGCUGGUCUCUUUCCAGAAGCUGAAGCUGACAAACAACCACCUGGACCCCUUCGGCCAUAUCAUCCUCAACUCCAUGCACAAGUACCAGCCGCGGCUACACAUCGUAAAGGCUGAUGAGAACAACGCUUUUGGCUCCAAAAACACUGCCUUCUGCACCCACGUGUUCCCGGAGACCUCUUUCAUCUCUGUGACCUCCUACCAGAAUCACAAGAUCACACAGCUGAAAAUUGAGAACAACCCUUUUGCCAAGGGAUUCCGGGGCAGUGACGACAGUGACCUGCGUGUGGCCCGGCUGCAGAGCAAAGAAUAUCCCGUGAUCUCCAAAAGCAUCAUGAGGCAGAGACUCGUCUCCACCCAGCUCUCAGCCAAGCCCGACGUUAGCCCCCUGCAUGGCACCCACCAGGCACUCCAGCACUACCAGUAUGAGAAUGGGGCUCAUAUGCAGUUUGCUGCAGCUGAGCCACAGGACCUUCCCCUCAACACCUUCCCAGCCCAGAGGGACUCAAGCCUCUUCUAUCACUGCCUGAAAAGACGAGCAGACAGUGGCCGCCACCUGGACUUACCCUGCAAGCGAUCCUAUCUGGAAGCUCCCUCUGCAGUGGGGGAGGAUCAUUAUUUCCGUUCUCCCCCUCCCUACGACCAACAGAUGCUGAGCCCCUCCUACUGCAGUGAGGUGACCCCAAGAGAAGCCUGUAUGUACUCAGGUUCAGGGCCCGAGAUUGCUGGGGUGUCUGGGGUGGACGACUUGCCCCCACCCCCACUGAGCUGUAACAUGUGGACGUCAGUCUCACCAUACACAAGCUACAGCGUUCAGACAAUGGAGACUGUGCCUUACCAGUCCUUUCCCACGCACUUCACCGCCACCACUAUGAUGCCUCGGCUGCCUGCUAUCUCCGCUCAGAGCUCCCAGCCACCAGGAAACACCCACUUCAGUGUCUACAAUCAGCUCUCCCAGUCUCAGGUCCGAGAGCGGGGGCCCACCGCCUCGUUCCCCAGGGAGCGCGGCCUCCCUGCAGUGUGUGAGAGGAAGCCGCCCUCUCCACACUUGAAUGCUGCCAAUGAGUUUCUCUACUCUCAAAGCUUCUCCUUAUCCCGGGAGGCUUCCUUACAGUAUCAUUCAGGAAUGGGGACUGUAGAGAACUGGACUGACGGAUGACUGCCAUGUCUCAACAGCCCCAGGAUCAUGUUAAUCCAGUAUUAACCUCUGUGGGUGGCCUGCACUACCGAGAAACACAGGAAAGUAUUUCAAAGGGUGGCGUGUGUGUGUGUGUGUGUGUGUGUAUUUGGAGAGCAUCUAUCUUCUGACAUACAGUUGAUGCCAUGACAAGGGAAAAAACGCAGUUAUCUAAGAAGUGAUUUUGGCUGCAGGACCCAGAUCCAUUGUUAUCUGACAUCUCUUGACAUGCCCACGAGUGGGAUGGAGUGGAGAGUUCAUGUGAGUUAUUUAGAGGUUUUUAUACUAUUAUCGUGAUUUACUCAGGGGCCAGGUGACGAGGUCUGUCCCACAGGGAAAGUUGGGGAAGAUUCUCCUCGCUGGGGUGGGUGGGCUCUCUGCACAUCUUAGAGUUCCUGGCCUUCUAUUUGCAGGGGAGCUGAGAAUCUUGUUUUGGGAGCAGGAAGCCUACUCUUUUGGCUUCUGGAGAUUCUGUGAGACUACUUGCGAGGUGGGCUCAGCUAACCCAUGAAGGACGCUCUGAGAGUAGAACUGACUGUUCAGUGAGUGGCCUAGAAAUUAAGAGUAGAGCUGACUGCUCAGUUAGUGACCUGGCAAUUGAUCCCUGGAGCUCUGAAGUCUGACUUUUAGAGAGGGUCAUUGUCAGGCGCCACCUGAUGGGUAUUUAAAAUUUUUUUCCAUAAGAGGAGGGAAAAUGCAACCAAUUGCAUCUCUGUCAUCAUUCAGGUUUCCUUAUAGAGUCCAAAGCUCUUUCCCUCAGUUCCCGACGUAGAAUCUCUCACUCUCUCUGGUGUGCAAGACUCGGACUCUCAGGCACCAUCUGCAUCCUACGACUGGCAAUUAUGAAACACACUUUACCUGGCAACAUCCCCAGGAGGCCGCAUUGGAGCUGCUGCCAGGCAUCCACAGCCUGUUCUGCUCCCAGAAAACCCUCGCCUCUGCAGCAAGAAAGCCCAACAGAAAUAAAAACGAGAAUUGAGAAAACAUUCAUUUCUUCCAGUAAAUUCAGCCAAUGAGCUCAGAGGAGCGAGGAUAAUUCUUCUCCAGUGAGGUGAUCUGGUAGUCCUCAGCUCUUUAGCGUUGAACAGCACCAGACCAGCCACGUGACUGGUGUGAACUCUGUAAUCGAAUUUGGGAAAUCACUAAACUCUUUGCAUGCUGAAUAGCUAUUUAUAUAUUAUAUAUAAAUAAAUAAAUAUAUAUAUAUAUAUCUCACAAAUGCAGGCCACAUGUUAAAUUCAGCUUUGCUUUUUUACAAAUGAAUAAACUUAAUAAAAUGAACGUUGGAGGGGUA